Papaver somniferum (opium poppy) is the source of this 1140-nucleotide messenger RNA. RefSeq lists its product as uncharacterized. Bases 1 to 1140 code for a protein of 379 amino acids. Lineage: Eukaryota; Viridiplantae; Streptophyta; Magnoliopsida; Ranunculales; Papaveraceae. The record is from RefSeq and is a predicted model, not a curated record. The transcript has 3 exons.
AUGAACACAAACACAAUAGACAACAUCAAAAGAUUCAAGGACCAUGAUGAUUACUAUGCAGAACCCCUGGACUCAAGCAUCCUCCAAUUGGCUAAUGGUGAAUCUGGAAAUUCUUCAUCAAACUCUGAGCUAGAAGGCCUUCUACAUAAUACCCUUCUGUUUCAUAUUUCUGGCAAUUCUUCUCCUCUAUGGCUUGGAAUUGCCAAGCCUACAAGUGGCCCAUCUUGGCUUUUUACAGGCUAUUAUGCCAGUCCUUAUGAAACCAAGAAUAAGAUUGAGUCUUGGAAUAAGUUAGAGAGUACUUCCACUAAAAACUCUCUUCCUUGGUUGGUUAUUGGUGAUUUCAAUUCCAUUCUACAUGAUAAUGAAAAAUACAGUACUCAACCACUAGAUAGUGCUGAGGCUAACAUAUUUAGUAACAAAAUUCUUGAUCUUGAUUUGAAUGACUUGGGCACUGUGGGAUGUCCCUUCACUUGGUCUAAUAAGAGGAGCGACCCAUCACUCACUGAACAAAGAUUGGAUAGAGGAUUAACCACUGAAUUUUGGAUACUCUUAUAUCCAAACUCCACUAUCUCUAACCUUUUAGCUAUUGGGUCUGACCAUCACCCAAUCUUUCUUAAUCCUAAUCCUUCUUGGCAUACUGGUAAAAUACCUUUCAAAUUCUUCGGUCCUUGGCUGGAUCAUAAGGAUUGUAAGUAUAUCAUUGCUGAAUGUUGGCAAACAAACCUAUCUGGAUCUAGUGCCUUUCUCAUUGCUAGAAAACUCAAAGACAUCAAGAUGAAGCUCAAAGUCUGGAACAAAGAAGUCUAUGGCAACAUCAAAACCAACAUAGAGGAAAGUAAGCAACAUCUUCUCUGGUUACAAGAAAACUACUUCAGAGCUGAUAGAAGUACUGCCCUCAAGACUGCAAUGCAACUCCUCAGAGAUUGGCAAGACAUUGAAGAACACUUUUGGAAGACAAAAAGUAGGGACCGGUUCAUCAAGUUGGGAGACAAGAACACAAGUUACUUUCAUAUAACCGCCAAGUGCAGAACUAGAAGAAAUAGAAUAGACACAAUUCAGGACAACAAAGGAAAUUGGAUUGAGGAUUAUCAAGAGCUGAAGUUUCACCAACCACUUCACCAUGAUGGCCAUUGUUGA